This is a messenger RNA of Acaulospora morrowiae, 271 nucleotides long. NCBI's taxonomy places the organism in Eukaryota, Fungi, Glomeromycota, Glomeromycetes, Diversisporales, Acaulosporaceae. The record is from the annotation of a GenBank genome assembly.
AUGAAGAAGAAUUCAGAACAUACUAGGAAAUUACUUAUUUGGAUUCAAAAUACAAUCAAGCAAGAGUCUUAUAGAACCAUACCAAAAAAAUUAAAAGAUUAUGGAAGUAAACAUACCUCCAGAAUUCAUAGUGAUAAGAAAUCAAUUCCCCAAUAUCUUAAAUUGAUUUUGAGAAUUGUAAUGAGACAAGAAUCAGACUGCCUUGAUACAGGUAAUAAUUAUACUAUAGGUGAUACAGAAUCAGAAGAGUUUGACUCUGAACCAGAGACAA